GUUUCCCAGUUGAACUACUAUGAGGUCAGAAGCCUUGCUGCUAUAUUUCACACUGCUACACUUUGCUGGGGCUGAUUUCCCAGAAGAUCCUGAGCCAAUCAGUAUUUCGCAUGGCAACUAUACAAAACAGUAUCCAGUGUUCGUGGGUCACAAACCGGGACACAACACUCCACAAAGGCACAGACUUGACAUCCAGUUGCUCAUGAUAAUGGACAGAACCCUCUACAUUGCUGCUAGGGACCAUAUUUAUACUGUUGAUAUGGAUUCAUCACAAACAGAAGAGAUUUAUUUUAGCAAAAAAUUGACAUGGAAAUCCAGACAGCUUGAUGUAGAUACAUGCAGAAUGAAGGGAAAACAUAAGGAUGAAUGUCAUAACUUUAUAAAGGUUCUUCUAAAACGAGAUGAUGAUACGUUAUUUAUUUGUGGGACAAAUGCCUUCAGUCCUUCCUGCAGGAAUUAUAAGAUGGAUACUUUGGAAUUUCUGGGAGAUGAAUUCAGUGGAAUGGCUAGAUGUCCUUAUGAUGCAAAGCAUGCCAAUGUCGCACUGUUUGCAGAGGGAAAGCUGUAUUCUGCCACUGUGACAGAUUUCCUUGCAAUAGAUGCCGUCAUUUACCGGAGCCUUGGAGACAGCCCGACGCUGCGGACAGUCAAACAUGAUUCAAAAUGGUUGAAAGAACCAUAUUUUGUUCAUGCAGUAGAUUAUGGUAACUAUAUCUACUUCUUCUUUCGGGAAAUUGCAGUGGAAUAUCACAGUAUGGGGAAGGUAGUUUUCCCCAGAGUAGCUCGGGUUUGCAAGAACGACAUGGGUGGAUCUCAACGAGUGCUAGAAAAGCAGUGGACGUCCUUCCUGAAGGCACGAUUGAACUGUUCAGUACCUGGAGAUUCGCAUUUCUAUUUCAACAUACUGCAGGCAGUUACCGACGUUACCGAUGUUAAUGGCCGGGACAUUGUCUUAGCAACUUUUUCUACCCCUUAUAACAGCAUCCCUGGCUCUGCUGUCUGCGCUUAUGAUAUUCUCGACAUUGCCAGUGUAUUUACUGGAAGAUUCAAAGAACAAAAAUCUCCAGAUUCAAUAUGGACACCAGUUCCUGAUGAAAGAGUGCCUAAACCCAGGCCAGGUUCCUGUGCAGGCUCCAGUUCACUUGAAAAAUACACAUCCUCCAAUGAAUUUCCAGAUGACACACUAAAUUUCAUCAAAACACAUUCUCUCAUGGAUGAAGCAGUACCAUCAGUUGUGAACAAGCCAUGGUUUCUCCGUACUAUGGUUAGAUACCGCUUGACGAAAAUUGCUGUAGAUAAUGCUGCUGGCCCGAAUCAGAACCAUACUGUGGUUUUCCUUGGAUCAGAGAAAGGAAUUAUUUUGAAGUUCUUAGUCAGGACAGGGAACAGUGGUUUUCUAAAUGACAGCCUUUUCCUGGAGGAGAUGAGCAUUUACAGCUCUGAAAAGUGCAGCUAUGAUGGGGUGGAGGACAAGAGAAUUAUGGGCAUGCAACUGGACAAGCAAAGCCGUGCCCUCUAUGUAGCAUUUUCAAACUGUUUGAUAAGAGUUCCUCUGGGAAGGUGUGAGCGUCAUGGCAAAUGCAAAAAGGCCUGCAUAGCUUCUAGGGACCCAUACUGUGGAUGGAUGAAAGAAAGCGGAGCAUGCAUGCAGCUUCUACCUGGAGCAACAUUGGCCUUUGAGCAGGACAUAGAACAUGGCAAUACUGAUGGCUUGGGUGACUGCCAAAAUUCGUUCGUAGCACUGAAUGGACACUCCAGUUCGCUACUUCCCAGCAUGUCUACUUCAGACUCUCCAGCCCAACAGGGUUAUGAUGCUGGAGGGCACAUACUAAAUUGGAAGGAUCACAUUGGCUCAUCUGAGAAUACCAAUCCGUAUGUGGCUGUUUCGUCCCAUAAUCACCAAGAGAAAAAGGGAGUGAUCCGUGAGAGUUAUCUCAAAGGGCAUGAUCAGUUGGUGCCUGUCACCCUCCUGGCUAUAGCAGUCAUUCUUGCCUUUGUCAUGGGAGCUGUCUUCUCGGGGAUCAUAGUAUACUGCAUCUGUGACCAUCGGCGUCGAGAUGUGACCAUUGUGCAGAGGAAGGAGAAGGAGCUGGUCCAAUCUCGCCGAGGCUCAAUGAACAGUGUCACCAAGCUCAGUGGUCUCUUUGGAGACACUCAGUCCAAAGAGCCAAAGCCUGAAGCCAUUCUCACCCCUCUCAUGCACAACGGUAAGCUUGCUACUCCGGGAAGCACAGCCAAGAUGCUCAUCAAAGCUGACCAACAUCAUCUGGACUUGGCUGCUCUACCUACUCCAGAGUCCACCCCGACACUUCAGCAGAAGAGGAAGCCAAGCCGUGGCAGCAGAGACUGGGAGAGAAACCAGAAUCUCAUCAAUGCCUGCACAAAAGAUAUUCCCCCUAUGGCAUCACCGGUGAUUCCUACAGACCUUCCUCUCAGGGCUUCCCCCAGUCACAUCCCAAGCGUUGUAGUCCUGCCUAUUUCUCAGCAAAGCUAUCAGCAUGAAUAUGUUGAUCAGCCUAAAAUGAGCGAUGUGGCACAGAUGGCCAUGGAGGACCAAAAUGCUACUCUCGAGUACAAAACCAUAAAAGAGCAUCUCAGUGGCAAAAGCCCAAACCACGGGGUGAAUCUUGUGGAAAACUUGGAUAGUAUGCCACCAAAAGUCCCCCAGAGGGAAGCUUCUCUUGGUCCCCCUGGGUCCUCUCUUGCUCAGAGCAGUCUGGGAAAGCGACUGGAGAUGCAUUCUUCUGCUUAUAACGUGGACUACAAGAGAAACUACCCCACGAACUCGCUCACGAGAAAUCACCAAACAUCAACACUCAAAAGAAAUAACACUAAUUCUUCUAAUUCCUCCCACCUUUCAAGAAAUCAGAGUUUUGGCAGGGGAGACAACCCUCCUCCUGCCCCACAAAGAGUGGACUCCAUACAAGUCCAUGCUACUCAGGGUCAGACUGUGACUGUUUCUAGGCAGCCCAGUCUCACCACAUACAACUCGCUGACAAGAUCAGGGUUGAAACGCACACCAUCGUUAAAACCAGAUGUACCCCCCAAGCCCUCCUUUUCCCCUCUUUCAGCAUCCAUGAAGCCUAAUGAUGCAUGUACAUAAUCACCGUGGGGUGGGGGG
Protobothrops mucrosquamatus (brown spotted pit viper) is the source of this 3121-nucleotide messenger RNA. It is a transcript of the gene SEMA6A, whose product is annotated as semaphorin 6A. Gene Ontology annotation, molecular function: semaphorin receptor binding; chemorepellent activity. Lineage: Eukaryota; Metazoa; Chordata; Lepidosauria; Squamata; Viperidae. The coding region runs from base 20 to 3103 and encodes 1027 amino acids. The transcript has 18 exons. Gene Ontology annotation, biological process: neural crest cell migration; negative chemotaxis; positive regulation of neuron migration. The record is from RefSeq and is a predicted model, not a curated record.